Phascolarctos cinereus (koala) is the source of this 1615-nucleotide messenger RNA. It is a transcript of the gene ACTMAP, whose product is annotated as actin maturation protease. The record is from RefSeq and is a predicted model, not a curated record. NCBI's taxonomy places the organism in Eukaryota, Metazoa, Chordata, Mammalia, Diprotodontia, Phascolarctidae.
GGAAAAGGAGGCUUGUCACGUGAUUCGGCGACGGCAGCCAUCUUGAGAAGGUGGCGUUUGGGGCGUGGGCGGGAGCGUGGAAACUUAGGCCUUGAGAGCCUUCUUUUCGCCCUACCCCCUGCGCUCCUGCCCUUCCGACCUCGGCCCUUGAGCCUACUUCCUUUCCUGACCCCUGACCUUUGCUGGCUUCUAGACUGGGAUGGACUUGACCUUUGCCCUCGGACCUCCCUGUUGCUCCAGAGGCCGUCCCCAGCUCUCACGACCCCCAAACUUGAACUGGUUUGCUCAAAAGUCACCUUCCCCGGACCUGUUCUGGCCCCUACCCCUCAAACUCCCCAGGGCCUUUUCUGGGUCCCCCUUCUCUUUGUUCCCCAUCCUGACCCCUCCGAGGUUCUGGCCCUCACAAUGACCGCCCUGGGCUGCCCCCCGCCGCCUCCGCUGCCCCCUCCCCCAGCCCCCCCUGGCGGCCCCCCCCACGUCUUCGGCGUCGAGAAGAGCCGGCUCCUGAAGGAAGCCCUGGCCCUCGGACCCGGGCUGGGGGCCCGGGAGGACGUCAGACGGCUCCUGAGGCUCCGGAAAGACCGUUUCAGGAGCGAUUUGAAGUGGAUUCUUUUCUGUUCGGACGUGCCCUCCCUCAUCCAAGAAGGGCCUCAGUGUGGGCUGGUGGCGCUGUGGAUGGCGGGCUCUCUGCUGGCUCUCCCCCAGGACGUCCCCUUGGAGAGGAUUGUGGCUGUAGCUCUAGAGAGAGGGUACACAGCUCAAGGAGAGAUGUUCUCAGCAACAAACAUGGCCAGGCUGGCCGAGGAGGUCUUUGGGUGCCAGGUGGAGCUGCUCUCUGGGGGCCUGGAUGAGCCCAAUCGAUGCCACGUCCUCCAACACCUCGUCUCAGGCUGCCCACUGCUGGUCCCUUACGAUGAGGACUACAACCACGAGCCAUGUAAGAAGAGGGGGCACAAGGCCCACUGGGCAGUUGGUGCAGGCAUCCUGCUCGGGGUUCCUAGUCCAGCACUGAGCCCAGAUUAUGAGGAGGAUGCAGAGCUGAAGGGCCUGUUCUACCCGGCGUCUGACAAGCCCCCUCUCCUCCCUGAGGACCCUCCAGAGGCCAUCUACCUCCUCUCUAAGCAGGGCAAGAGCUGGCAUUAUCAGCUCUGGGAUUACGAACAACUUUGUGAGAGCAACCUACAGCUGACUGACCUGGCCCCAGUCAGGACCAUGGACGGCAAGGUGUACGUGGUACCUCCUGGCGGGUUGCACGCUGGCCUCUGCGGCCAAAGCCUGCUGCUGCGGCCCUACAACUCGGGCCGGCCCGGCAGUCUGCCUGCUCCUCAGUUUCCCUGUCCCGCCUGCCCCACGGAGGUGCUGGGAGGCCCAGAUGAGCUGCCAGGAACACUGGACCCAGAGACCAGAGGCUGAGUCCUAGUCCUGGCACCUAUCCCUGGACCUUAGUUCUCCCCUUGUGCGGUGGGGUGCAGUGACAGGAUGUGAGGGCUCAUAAACAGCCCUGCCGGUGUGAGAAGAGUGUCCUGCUGUCAUCAUUUUCCAUCUGCCAACUCAGCAUUCCUUGAGACUCCCCUCUGAAGGGAACUCAUCAGAACUCAAAACUUGUGGAAAACCA